AUGAGAGCACAACCCUUGCAAGAAAAUACUAGUACGAUACAAGAAUAGAAACCAAUGACAAGCAGCGACCGUUUACCAUAAAGUUAUUCUCUGACCCGCACCACCCACAAAUGUCUGAGAGUACUCAGGGCAAGAGGCUCUCGGAUGUUGAGCACUUCAAUCAGACGUCAACUCAAAGCACCGGAAACCCAAAUGCUUCAAAGGCAAAAUCAAGCAUUGACUUCCAGCUAAGCGCAUUUUUUGGGCUCGAUGUCGACCCCAAAUUGCGGCUCGAUAGACUUCCGGAUGGCGGGAAGCCCAAUCGAACGGCUGAGUGGAAGGGUCAGACCUGCGGCCUGCAAAGAUAG
Molecule: messenger RNA, 347 nt
Organism: Hymenoscyphus albidus
Lineage: Eukaryota; Fungi; Ascomycota; Leotiomycetes; Helotiales; Helotiaceae
Source: the annotation of a GenBank genome assembly